Messenger RNA from Salmo salar (Atlantic salmon), 721 nucleotides. Its product is annotated as cytochrome c oxidase subunit 8B, mitochondrial. Gene Ontology annotation, biological process: mitochondrial electron transport, cytochrome c to oxygen. Lineage: Eukaryota; Metazoa; Chordata; Actinopteri; Salmoniformes; Salmonidae. Gene Ontology annotation, cellular component: mitochondrion; respiratory chain complex IV. The record is from RefSeq and is a predicted model, not a curated record.
AGUUACCACACCCACACAUUUCUAAAUUCGCUAUAUCGUAAAAAAUUCAUGAAUUUAUUUCGUUGCUUUUUUGUCUUAAUUUAAGGUUAGGUAUAUGGUUAUGUUUAAAAUCAGAUUUUAAGAAGGUAAAUUGUAGAAAUAGGUAGGGUUUAGUCAUAAUUAUGACUUUGCCGCUCUGGUAACUAGUAACAACCGAUCACCACCGCAACCCACUUCCCGACUUUGCUCUACUCAGCAGUUAUGUCUGGGCUCCUCAGAACUAUUUCAACCCGCAGUGCUCUGCGGGGACCCAUGAUCACCCAGAGGGCCAGUGUCUUCACCAGGCCGGCUAAACACCCUCUCGGCCCUGCCGAGACCAUCAUCGGACUGGGACUGUUCGCACUGGCUAUCCUGGGACCUUCCAGUUGGAUUCUCGCCAACAUUGAGGACUACAAGAAGAAAGAUUAACUUAACAUGAACUCAUGUUAAUGGAUGUUCCGUACAUUCUGUACUCAUUCAAGACUCUCCUGGGACCAUCAUUAUUUCAAGAACUCUAUGGAACAAAUCCCCAACCUCCAUGAACUACCUCUCCAUCUCCACUGUACUCUCCUCACUCCUAGUUUACUCUUCAGCCCUUUGGAGAACCGUCUGCAAAUAGAAUGGCUGCACAACAUCUCAAGAUUUGUGAAUUUGAUUUGAACAAGGAGUAUGUUACAAUAAUAAAACAUAAUUAAACUUGAAA